UGAAGUUCGUUUCCCCUUCUAAUCUUGUGUCUCUCUCUAUCUCUUUAAACUCUUGCUACUCUGUUUUUUCCACUACAUAGUUCUUUACAGCCUUUUGGGUGGGACUUGAGGGGUGUUGAUAGAGUGCGGUUCACCAUGUUCUGUAGGUAUAGCAGGAGGUUGAAGUUGCAGGUUUGACAUCGGUUGAGGGUUCUUCCCAAAAAAACUCGCUUGUCUGAAACCCUUGCUAAGACAGGCUGACAAACAUCAUCGCCAUUGUCAAAUGGUGUUCCUUAUACUGUGGGACAUGCACUAUCUUCGGGACCCUGGAGUUCCCCUUCCGCUAUUCCCCAGUGAUUCAAUGGCCACUACAAGUUUCCAUGUAUGGUGGUCAGGUUGUUUGCUGAAAUUUUGGGCCAAUGGAAACUUGAAGAAAAAGACAGCUGAGAGCCAGAGUGUGUGUAGUUUCUCUAUAACAUCAUCUAAAAGAAAGAGAAUGGGAUUCAGAAUCGGCCCAACUCGGUGGGUUCAAAGUAUCAAAGAAGUUGCAAAUGGAGCGGAUCCCACGGCCAAUUCAAGCGAAGUGGUAUGCGCUGCCAAGUAAGAGGAAGUCAUCUGAAGAAGGACCGAACGGAAGCCUACCUCCAUUAUCCUUGGGGUCUAUGAUUGUUUCGGGGCUUAGAUGGACUUGUGAUAUAUU
Messenger RNA from Nymphaea colorata (pocket water lily), 679 nucleotides. RefSeq lists its product as uncharacterized. Bases 263 to 583 code for a protein of 106 amino acids. The record is from RefSeq and is a predicted model, not a curated record. NCBI's taxonomy places the organism in Eukaryota, Viridiplantae, Streptophyta, Magnoliopsida, Nymphaeales, Nymphaeaceae. The transcript is spliced from 3 exons.